Molecule: messenger RNA, 2087 nt
Organism: Pleuronectes platessa (European plaice)
Lineage: Eukaryota; Metazoa; Chordata; Actinopteri; Pleuronectiformes; Pleuronectidae
Gene: tmed1a
Product: transmembrane p24 trafficking protein 1a
Exons: 4
Coding region: 347-1045 (232 amino acids)
Biological process (GO): intracellular protein transport; Golgi organization; endoplasmic reticulum to Golgi vesicle-mediated transport
Cellular component (GO): endoplasmic reticulum-Golgi intermediate compartment; endoplasmic reticulum; COPII-coated ER to Golgi transport vesicle
Source: RefSeq, a predicted model, not a curated record
ACCCCUUACCUCGAGUAAUCCAUGGCCGUCCUCUAUCUGGGCGGUUUGGAUGCGUUUACCAUAAGUGUCAGUAUAUGAGUGCAGUAGAAUUUCUGUGUCGGCUGAUUUGACCACAGAGAUGCGAGUGUCGGCUGGCUGACCGCAGUUGGUCCACACAGCUAGUGGCUGCACUCACUCACUCAACUCAGCUUUGAGAGGUGAGCCGGUGCCUGUCAGCCUCCUCUGCAGCCGUCACAGUAUCCGAGGAAGCAGUGUCAGACAGGGAGUGGAUUCGUUUUGUUGUAAAUGUGUAACACGGGAGAAGAGAGGUGCUGAAAAAAGGAGGUGGGAGAGAAGUGAAUGGACAAUGCAGUGCGACCGGAGGAUGAUGAUGAGUGUGUCCGCACAGCUCUGUUUGCUGGCGUGUUUCACUCUGACCGGACACUUGUUUUUGGCUCUGGGGUCAAAUCAAGACGUGGAGUUGACCUUUCUGUUACCCGCCGGCAGCAUCGAGUGUUUCUACCAAACCACCGCGAGUAACGACACCAUGGAGGUUGAAUAUCAGGUGAUAGCCGGGUCCGGUCUGGACGUUGGUUUUGCCCUCUUCUCACCCAGCGGACACCAGCUGGUCUCUGACUUCAGGCAAUCUGAAGGCAUCCACACGACGACUCCCACAGAGAAUGGAGAUUACCGUCUGUGUUUCGACAACAGCUUCAGUAAAAUGUCGGUGAAGAUUGUGUUCUUCGGGGUGAGCGUCAGCCACAGCGGAGGAAGUGGAGGCCGAGUGGAGUGGGUGGACAUGGCCACGACUGACAGCCUGGUGGAGUACAAACUGGAGGACAUCAGGGCGACGAUGGACUCCGUGUACCAGCGACUGGAGAGGACCCGACAGGUCCAGGCCUCGCUGCGGGCCUUCGAGGCGAGGGACCGCUUCCUGCUGGAGGACAACCUGUGGCGGGUGUCCUUCUGGUCCGUCCUCAACCUGCUCGUCAUGCUCACCGUUGCCGCCACUCAAAUCUACACCCUGCAGCGUCUCUUUGACAGCAACAAGCGGACGUGCACCUAGUCUCAGCAGAACUGAUCCACUGACCUCCAGCUGACAGCUCACUGCUCUCACACCGGAGAGCUGGACGUUCAAUUGACAUGUGAGCUGAACUUAAAGGGAUAAAGUGAUUCAUCAUGCACUGAGGAGCUUCUUAAGAUAGUGCUGCUUAUGUCUUGAAAGUUUGGUCCAGUCGUACUGGAGUACGCAAACAACCGAAGACUGUGCAGAAAGAUGGACGACACAGCUCCACUUCCUCCCAACACCCAGAAAUGAAUCCAAUAUAACCCGCGAAUGAAAGCUGCCAUCUACUGCGGACGAUGAGCAAGUGUUUCACCCCAUUUUAAUAGCAACAAAUAAACCUUAAAUUUAGUCAGAAACCCCCUUAUUGCAUGUGCUUUUGGCCUCUUUUUUUGCCCCUUACCCAUCCAGACUCAUGGAGGCAGAGUUUAUGACCUAUAAACAGUCACAAAGGUGCUAUCAACAAUACACUAAGAUACUUGAAGCACUGAUAUUUGUUGAUAAUGUAAUUGGUGAAGCUUUUAACCCAAACCUUUUGUCACUGAAUGUUGUUUUUAUUGAAUAUCAGAUCUUACAAUUUACAACAUUACUAGAACCUAUAUGACAAAGCAAAUAAACACCAGCUCCUGACCGACAUCUUUUUUUCUUUGUACAAAGCCUUAAGCUGUUUAAAAAGACAAAAAUAAACAAUGUCCCUGAUCCAUUUCUCCACUUGGAUGUUAAACCAGACAAGUUCAUUUUUUCAUUUCCUUGCCAUUAUUUGGAUGCACUGUCAUUUAUCUCAAGUUGUUUGCAGUAAAAAAAAAAAGAAUCUCAGUCGACAAGACCUAUUUUGUAUUCAGAUCGGAAAUUUCGUUUCCUCUCUCGUGAUGAUGGGAAUCAGUGGGCCUGCUCGGGCCUGAGCCAUCGUUAACCUGCUCUGUCAUACAUCAUAAUCAGUGGCUAUACUUCACAAAGCAGAUGUUACAAUAACAAACAUGUUGAACUGCUCAUGACUUGGCACUUUAUCUGGUCAUCUAUCCCUAAAAGUAAAAAUCAUUCUGUA